AUGUAUGUAUUUACACUUACUUACUUACUUACAGGUUUGGGUGAUAAAUCAUCGUGUAAAACAUUCCUUCAUGGAAGACUCUUCUUACAAGUGGAAAUUUUAGCUUGUACGGCGGCAAUUGUUUGGGUAUUAGCAAUGAUCUUUGAUCCAAUUAUUAAUUUUUUCGCUGACCCAAAUUUCAUCGAUUCAAUUCGGUCAUGGUUUUCAUGUAUUAAAUUUCAAAUUCCACCACUACAGCUAUUAUUUUUGCAUAAAUCAAACAGUAACAGUUGA
Brugia pahangi is the source of this 273-nucleotide messenger RNA. NCBI's taxonomy places the organism in Eukaryota, Metazoa, Nematoda, Chromadorea, Rhabditida, Onchocercidae. The record is from the annotation of a GenBank genome assembly.